Molecule: messenger RNA, 3264 nt
Organism: Chlamydomonas reinhardtii
Lineage: Eukaryota; Viridiplantae; Chlorophyta; Chlorophyceae; Chlamydomonadales; Chlamydomonadaceae
Exons: 10
Coding region: 145-1821 (558 amino acids)
Biological process (GO): protein phosphorylation
Molecular function (GO): ATP binding; protein kinase activity
Source: RefSeq, a predicted model, not a curated record
ACGAUGACUUAACUACGUCUGCUGCGAUUCUGCUAGCUUUGUUGUUGCCGCCUUUGUUGCGCGGGGAUGGUGACGGUCCUACACCAGCCUGGCUUUGGGAUAUCCUCCUCGUAUGGUAGCUUAGUAGCUCUAGGUGCAGCGCCAAUGUCUUCUGGUCGGAAGCGGACAAAGGCUGACGUGUGCGAGGCCUUCGUCGCGCGACUCUCCGAGCGCGGCGACGUCGAGUUGGAUUCCUCCCUUCUUGAGGGCAUUCGCCAGCACUUUGACCGGCUCCCUACUAGAUAUGCUCUAGAUGUGAACGUGGACGGCCUGGACGUGCUCAGCCACAAGCGGCUAUUAGAUGAGGCCCGGGCCGACCCCACCACGGUGUCAUUUGCGGUCCGGCCGGUAGAAAUAGUCGGCCCGCGGGCUGAUGGUGUAUCUUCUCCCCACGAGCUCACCCGGGCAAACUCCAAGAAACUAGGCCAGCUUUGCCGGCCAGCGUUCGGCUCCUCGCCGAACCUCCAGGCGCUGGCGCUCGAAGUCGGGGAGCGGGCCGAAGGACACGAGGCCGAGGCAUCUUCUGGGCCAGGGCCGCGCGAGGAGCACCCGGUGUUCUAUGAAAUCACUAUAGCGUCGGUCGACCAGCCAAAGCUGCUCAGCCGACUUUCGGAGGCGCUGGGGGACUUGGGGCUUAACAUCCGGGAAGCGCACGCCUUCAACACGAACGACAGCUUCUCGUUGGACGUGUUCGUUGUGGAUCAAUGGCAGCCCCAGCCCGGGCAAAAUCUCGAAGAGCUGCUGGGGCAGCGGCUGCUCCAGAUGCCGCCGCCGCCUCCCAAGGGAGGGGCGGCACAACAACAGCAAGCGGUAGCAGCGGGGCCCGCGCCGGCGCUGCGGUUACCGGCGGAUCCGCCUCCCAACCUCAGCAUGCUGGCGGGCCCGCGGCCGGACUCGCCGGCGGUUGACGACUGGGAGAUUGACAUCACGCAGUUGCACAUAGAGGCAAAGAUUGCCAGUGGGGCGUUCAGCAACCUGUACAAGGGCACGUACUGCGGGCAGGAGGUGGCGGUGAAGAUCCUGAAGGACGUGCACGACGACUCAUCGCAGUACCAGGAGUUCCUGCAGGAGGUGGCGAUCAUGCGGAAAGUGCGGCACAAAAACGUGGUGCAGUUCAUCGGCGCAUGUACGCGGAAACCCAACCUGUGCAUCGUGUUUGAGUACAUGUCUGGAGGCAGCGUGUACGACUACAUCCGGCGGCAGGAGGGCCCGCUCAAGCUGUCAGCCAUUCUGAAGCUCGCGGCGGACGUGGCGCGGGGUAUGGACUACCUGCACCAGCGGAAGAUCAUCCACCGCGACCUCAAAGCAGCCAACCUGCUGAUGGACGACAACGCGAUCGUGAAGAUUGCGGAUUUCGGUGUGGCGCGUGUGAUUGAGACGACGGGGCACAUGACGGCGGAGACGGGCACGUACCGCUGGAUGGCACCGGAGGUGAUUGAGCACAAGCCCUACGACGAGAAGGCGGACGUGUUCAGCUUCGGCAUAGUGCUGUGGGAGCUGCUCACGUGCAAGGUGCCGUACGCGGACAUGACGCCGCUGCAGGCGGCGGUGGGCGUGGUGCAGAAGGGGCUGCGCCCCGGCGUGCCGGCCAACUGCCCUCCGCUGCUGGGCGAGCUGAUGGAGGCGUGCUGGACUGGCAACCCGGCGUCGCGGCCCAGCUUCCGCGAGCUCACGCCGCGGCUGCAGCACCUAAACGCCAUGGCGCUAGAAGAGGAGAAGCGGCAGCUGGAGGCCAAGCCCGCCUCCAAGCAAGGCCUACUCUCCAAGCUGCGCGGGAAGUAGAGGCGCGGUGCAAGCAGCAGGCGGCAGCGAUGUCAGCGGCGCGGCGGAGGGUGAGGCGCUACGGUACGCGGCGGUGCGGCGCGGCACCUUCAGGGCAUUGGCGUGGCAGCUCUGCAUGCGGAGGGCGGCAGCAAGCGGCCACCUAUUGCAGCUAUUGCGCUUACAGUGCAGACGGCCAAAGUGCUGACCUGGCGUUUGAGGCAGCCCUGCGGCGUUGUACGGGCACUGUACUCCAGCAGGCAGCAGCGGCUCCUGGGAGGGGCUGCUCCGGCACGCGCCUGCAGCCCAUCCGUGGGUGGCUGAGCCCUUGCGGCCUAGGGAUAGUUCCUUGCAGCGCGACCGCUGAAUAGGAAUUCCACCAUCAACGUCCGCACUGCGCUAUUUCGUGUGUGACGCGCAUGAGCAUAGCUCUCUGGUGAGCGUGUUGUGAUUGGGGCGGGGCUAGCGGGGGGCGGGGCGGGCCUGGGUAGCAUCGGUUCGCAAGUUGCUUCUCAUGUAUCGGCGCCCACAGCGCAGGCAAGCCUCACGGCUGAAGCCCACAACCGUCACAAGGGAUUGUCGAGCGCGGAGAUUUGUCACGUGUGCAGUUAGAGUUAAUGUGCUUAUCAUUGUCAUCUAAUGCAUUUGGGCAACCGUGCAUGGUAGGGUUUGCGGGCCGCCCUGUCUCGAGGCACGUCCUUUGGUGUCAAAGGCUGCACACAGUUUUGUUUGUAUCCGUUACACGUAUGAAUUGACCUUGCUAUGAGGUGUGAAGGAACACGAGGGCGCAAGCCCACUUGAUGUCAUAUCGGCAUAGAACGAUAGGACAUCCGCCGCUGACGCAGUGGAUAGCGUGGAGUGAUGCAGCAGGACACCGGUAUGGGUGGUAUGGCAAGGCCGCACAUGCGAGUGCAGCGUAUCGGGCAACGCCGUGUGUGGAACUGACGGGCCGGCGCUGGUGGCUGAGACACAGCAUGGUGUGUUAGCACGCGCGUAACCCUCAUGUGCUGGCGGCAAGCGGGUGCGAGGUAGUGUGCCCCAAGGAAGAAACGGUGGAGGAAAGGCUUGCCGGCUGGUAGGAGUGCUCGGCUGUGUGCGGACCGUUAGGUGGCGGUUUGAAGCAUCCCGGUGCGCAGGGCUUGCAUGUGGGCUGCUACGGUGGCGGUGUGGUACUGACUGGGACGGCGUGCCGCGAGGCAGGGCUGUGCUGCACAUGACUCACGGACGCACAGAAAGGAAGUAAACGAGAGUAUCAAGGAUACGCAAUGGCCGUAGGUAGUGAGUUUCAAUUCAUGGAGCAAUGAUGAGGGGACGCUGCGAUUGCGCAACGGAAAUUUAGCCCCCCGCUACUCCAACUUGGGCCUUAUUCCGUGUGCCGCAAUGCGACAAUGGGAGGAUAACGUCGAGCCAGUUGAGGGGGACGCGAGAGCAGUCCGCUGGCAAGGGCUGUAAUCACCCUCUCGA